Molecule: messenger RNA, 1003 nt
Organism: Talpa occidentalis (Iberian mole)
Lineage: Eukaryota; Metazoa; Chordata; Mammalia; Eulipotyphla; Talpidae
Gene: SMIM42
Product: small integral membrane protein 42
Exons: 1
Coding region: 282-494 (70 amino acids)
Source: RefSeq, a predicted model, not a curated record
UCAGAAGCCCCUCCCACUGCCCAGAGGCCUGCCCCCGGGCGUCACCUCAGGACGUGUCUGCUUCCCGAGCAGCUGGUCAACUUUUCUGAGCAAACAACUCCGUCUGCUCAGUUACUAACAACAGAAAAUGGCGCCCGUGGAGCAACAGGAUCUGUAGAUGUGUGGCCGCAGCUGUCCGCAGCCUCCUGGGAUAGAACGAGGAGCAAGCCCAGUUUUCUUGUUUUGCUGGUUGAGUGGGCAGUCUGCUUAUACCACAUAUCUUGGCUGUCUUUGAGAAGCCGAUGUCGUCCCCACAAUUUCCAGUCUUCUUAUGGGAUAAGGGUACGCUCCUCACUGUCACAGAUGACCAUGCAUACCUAGUAAAAGUUCUCUUCUUCUUUGUACUCCUGAUGACUCUCGUCACCCUACUCAUCCUGGCCUGGAAAUUAGGCAAAGACAAAGGCAACAAGAUCCGAGAACCAGAUUUAAGAAAGGAGGCAAAGCAGCUGGCAUGAAGAUCUACCCCUCUUGGUGGAGACUUUGUUGAGGUGAAGACCUGGAGGCCCAAGAGGUAGGGCCAGCGUCCACCUGUCUUAGCCCCUGGAGCCUGGGAAGGAAGGGCUGCCUCAGCCACCCCUUCCCCCAAUGCCAGUGACUUGCCCACGCGGCCUUGUCCGCCUCCACUGCCUCCUUGAUAAUUCACACUUCGGCAGCUUGUCUAGGCUCUCGAGUUUGAAUGUCUUCUCUCUGUGGAUCUUCUAGACUGAAAUUAUAAAUAGCUCUUGAUUUCUGCAUUAAUAGAAGAAACAAACACAUGGAGAAUUAAAAAGUGAUUACAAAUUCAAAUUUUCCAUUUUAAAGGACAUUGAAAUCAUGAGGGGUUCACAGCACCUCAAACUAUAUAAUAAAGCUGUACUGAAGCUCAGAAGAUCCUUGAAUCAGCCCACUCUGGCUUGAAAUCUAGGUAAAAUUCUCUUUCCUUUUCAUUUAAUCUGGAAAUAAAGAAUAUUUCUCCUCAAAUAAA